AUGCGCCUUGUCCAGCAGCGAAGCGUGCAAUACUUGCGUUUUAUAAUAAUUCUGAAUCUAAUAGAUGUGACUCCGUUCACUGUUGGCUGCCCAGACCGCUGUGUGUGCAACGACCAUCUGGUGGUUCAGUGCGCUGAGCAAAACUUGACAGUGUUUCCCUCCAACAUCCCACUGCUCACGAGGAAGCUGAUCAUCUCAAACAACCGUUUGGUCGAGCUCCCGCCGCUGAUGCUCUUUUACUUGUCCGAUUUAGUUCAUUUGGACUGCAGCAACAACUCUCUAACGUGGAUAUCAGAUGCCACAUUUGGGAAUCUACGCAAACUUGCAUACCUGGACAUCUCUUUCAACAACUUGAUCCGAAUAGAAAGCAGGACAUUCUUGCCGUUGGUGAGCCUUGUGAUGCUUAGGAUGACGGACAACUACGGCCUGUCCAUGAUUCACCCUCUCGCUUUCAAAGGCAAUGAGAAUCUUCAACUACUGGACGUAAGCCAAAAUAACUUGACGGUGCUCGACAUCAGCAUCCUUUCUAACUUACCUGACCUGUGCUACAUCGCCAUCAGUGGAAACCCCUGGAACUGUGGAUGCGAAAACGAGGAACUAUGUAUCUGGGCCAACAAGGAGGGAUUCCGUUUCCCAGAUAAAGAACAGGCAUUCUGUAGAAGUCCACCUAGCAUGCAGGAGCAGCGUAUAGACCAAGUGAGUCUCCAGAUGAGGUCCAUCCAUAAACCGGGACUUACAUUCGGCUACCUGUUCUUGAUUUUUUGCUCAAUGGCCCAAAUCUCGGUCACAAUGUUACUGGUAACGCAUUUUGUCAUGGAGCUGUCCAAUUGCUGCCACAACCUUUACUCGGAGGACUGUGACGAUGACAGCAGUGAUGGUAGUAACCAGGACAAUGGGGAUUUUAACUCCCUCCUGUCUGUGAAGUCCUCCUAAAAUGACCAGCGAGAAUAUUGGUAUUUUUUACAUUAAAAAAGAGACACCUCAGAAAAGUGCCUGACAUGUCACUUAGCACUCCCAAGACAGCCUCAUGGUAUUAAUUCAUCCUGCAGCAUUUUUAUACCAAAAAAGGCACUACAAUAAAAAUAGUCUCAAUAUGCAGUAAGAAUGUAGAAUUGUCAUUGUCAUUGUUUUUCUGAAGCUUUCUGAAUGUUGAUUAGCAGUUUACAAUGAACAAGGUUCGCUUCUCCUCCAAAUAAAAGAUUUACAUUCAGACA
Hypomesus transpacificus is the source of this 1214-nucleotide messenger RNA. Its product is annotated as leucine-rich repeat-containing protein 38-like. The transcript is spliced from 2 exons. The record is from RefSeq and is a predicted model, not a curated record. NCBI's taxonomy places the organism in Eukaryota, Metazoa, Chordata, Actinopteri, Osmeriformes, Osmeridae. Gene Ontology annotation, cellular component: voltage-gated potassium channel complex. The coding region runs from base 1 to 933 and encodes 310 amino acids. Gene Ontology annotation, molecular function: voltage-gated potassium channel activity; potassium channel activator activity; transmembrane transporter binding.